GAACAUUUGAAGCGCAUGCGUGCAUCAUGGAGAAACAAAUCUACAACUUUCUCUCUCUAGAUGAGCAGCCAAUAGACACCUGGGAAUGGUUGUUCUCAUAGUCCAUUCCUGCUCCACUCGUUCUUUAUAGUUAUAUUGUCAGACCUGAGAAAAGGGAAGUAUAUUUUGUUUCGAUAGAAUGUGAAUGUCAUAAAUUGAUCCGAGCUACGCAUGCGCAAAUAGAGCUGUUAUAUAACGAAGAGAAACAGUAGUUCUACAUUUUGCUUAUCUACUGUAGAACGUACUAUACAACAGAGUAGCGCUCUCAGAACGUUGGUUCGCACAGCCCAAGGCUGCUGUGGUGAGUGCUGAAGUGUCAGUGAGUCAGUGGGCGUUGUAUCGUCGGCAAGAUGGCGUUAAAAGCAUUGGUCGGUCAAAAGAUUAUGAAUGAAGCGAUUAAAAGUAAGAAAAAGGCAGGAUCAAGUGCUGUAGAAUGGAGAGUCCUUGUGGUUGAUAAACUUGCAAUGCGAAUGGUUUCAGCAUGCUGUAAGAUGCAUGAAAUCUCUGCUGAAGGAAUAACCAUUGUUGAAGACUUGCACAAGAAACGAGAACCUCUUGCCACAAUGGAGGCAGUGUACCUCAUUACUCCAUCGGAGAAGUCUGUUCAUUCUCUCAUUAAAGAUUUUGAAUCUCCAAAUCGUGGCAUGUACAAGGCAGCUCAUGUUUAUUUCACAGAAGUAUGCCCUGAGGAACUCUUCAAUGAGCUGUGCAAGUCCUGUGCUGCAAAAAAAAUUAAAACGCUUAAAGAAAUCAACAUUGCAUUCUUGCCCUACGAAUGUCAGGUUGGUUAUUAGAUCACACUAACUGGAAUGCUAAAUAAUAUCAUUUUAUAUUGAAGAUUGUUUUUAUAUUUAAUUGUAAAUUCAUGAGUUACUAUGUAAUAUUGACCAUUAAAAGUAAUUUUUAUUGUUUUUAAUUUUCUUCCCAUCCACAUGAAAUUUCCAUUUUCAAAAGAAAUUAUUGAAAUACUCGUUUGAUGUGCACAAUUCUGAAACAUUUUUAUUUUUUGUUGUAUUUUUAAGCACUGGUGUGGUUUCUGAAAGGAAUGUCAUGUUUUUUCUUAGAAUUUCAUAUCUCUGGUUCGGUUUCCUUCUGUGAAGAAUGCUAUAAAAAAGCGUGAAGUUAUCUCUAUGCUGUUAAUAAAACUAGGCAUAAAGAAAUGGUGAAAGUGGAUCUAAUUAUUAGGUUGUGCAUGCAUUUAUUUUAAUUUUGCUACCUGUGCUUUGGCUAAUUGCACUUGUUGGAUGAGGAAUAUUCCAUUGAAAAAUGGAAUGGUUGUCAACAUAACAUUAGUUAUUUAAUAAGAUUUUAUUUUUGUAUAAAUAUAUUCCACGACUUCAAACAUUUGAUAUAAGUAUAAUAAUAAGUUUAAUUGUAUUAAUAUUUAGAAUACUAUUUAUUCACUGGCUCUUGAUGUUUGAUUCUCAUCUCUUGUCAUCUCUGCAUGGAAGUUAUACCUUCUGAUGAGAGAGAUGGCCAUUAAAUAAAAUAUCAGGGCACUGGAAAAAUCAGUAUUUGAUUUUUUUAAAUAUAUAGAUAAUAUAUUGAGCUUCUUCCUUAAGUAAAUGAAACUUUGUAUAAUAUUAUUAGUUGUAGUUUUGGCUUCAAUUUUUAUUUUAAAUAGCAAAUUUGUAUUUGGAAAGUUUGUAAGUAGAAUUAAGAGGAGUCUUUUAAGCGGGUGUUUGUUUUUUCUUCUUCUUUUCCUUACAAUUUUUAAAAUGUAAUGUAAUUGCUUUUGCCAGGUUUUCUCAUUAGAUUCUCCUGAUACAUUUCAAUGCUUUUACAAUCCCAACCCAUCCUACGCAAGUGGACGAAACGCUAAUAUGGAACGAAUGGCUGAACAGAUUGCAACUUUGUGCGCCACUUUGGGUGAAUACCCAUCUGUCCGCUAUCGAAGCGAUUUUGACAAGAAUGUUGAAUUGGCUCAGUUGGUGCAGCAGAAAUUGGAUGCCUAUAAAGCUGAUGAGCCCACAAUGGGUGAAGGGCCAGAGAAAGCACGUUCUCAAUUACUUAUAUUGGAUCGUGGAUUUGAUUGCGUGUCUCCUUUACUCCACGAGUUAACUUUGCAAGCUAUGGCGUAUGAUUUGAUACCAAUUGAGAAUGAUGUUUACAAGUAUGAGGCAACGGCUGGAGCUCCUGAAAAAGAAGUGCUAUUAGAUGAAAAUGAUGAUCUGUGGGUGGAACUGCGACAUCAACAUAUUGCCGUUGUGUCCCAGAAUGUUACAAAGAAUUUGAAAAAAUUCAUUGAAUCCAAACGCAUGCCUACUGGAGAUAGACAGUCAAUGCGUGACUUGUCUCAGAUGAUAAAGAAAAUGCCCCAAUAUCAGAAAGAACUUAGUAAAUAUUCCACUCAUUUGCACCUUGCAGAAGAUUGCAUGAAAGCCUACCAAGGAUAUGUUGACAAGCUGUGUAAAGUGGAACAGGAUUUAGCUAUGGGUACUGAUGCAGAAGGUGAGCGUAUUAAGGACCAUAUGCGUAACAUUGUACCUAUUCUGCUGGAUCAAGGUGUCAAUAAUACAGAUAAAAUGCGCAUUAUUGCUCUCUAUAUUUUGUCCAAAAAUGGCAUCAGUGAAGAAAACUUGAACAAACUUGUGCAACAUGCCCAGAUUCUUCCACAAGAGAAGCAAGCCAUAUUGAAUAUGGCUAAUUUGGGUCUUAAUGUUGUUGUUGAUGGAAAUCGCAAGAAAGUGUACCAAGUUCCUCGUAAGGAACGAAUCACUGAACAGACAUACCAGAUGUCUCGCUGGACUCCAGUUGUUAAGGAUAUAAUGGAAGAAUGCAUUGAAGACAAAUUAGACCAGAAGCAUUUCCCAUAUUUGGCAGGUCGUUCUGCUCCUUCAGGCUACCAUGCACCCACAAGUGCAAGGUAUGGUCAUUGGCACAAAGAUAAAGCACAACAGACUGUGAAAAAUGUGCCAAGAAUUAUUGUUUUUGUUGUUGGAGGAAUAUGUUUCUCAGAAAUUCGUUGUGCAUAUGAAGUCACUAAUGCAGUGAAGAAUUGGGAAGUCAUAAUUGGCUCUUCUCAUGUUCUGACUCCAGAAUAUUUCCUCAGCAGCUUGUCUAAUCUCAGUAAUGCUGCAUCCACAUUUUAAUCACGUAUUUGGGUGAUUGGUGACAGACAUGGUAAGCCACAGAAAGAAUUAAUUGUCUCUAAAAGUAUGUGUAUUUUUAUUCCCUUGUUCAUGAAGUUGCAUUGACAUAUUAAAAAGGAGACUGGCCUAUAGUUCGUAGUCACCAAUUUCUCAAAUUUUUAACCUAUAAAGGACAGUUAAAUGAUUCUCUUUAUCAUGAUUUCACUGUAAAGAUUGUAUGAGUUAGAUUAAAGCAUGAUGUAAUAUUAUGUAGUUAAGUUAAUUAUGUUGUUAUGUUUCUAUAUUAGUCAAUUGGCACAAUGCUGAAUGUGUAAAUAAUGUUGAUCAUUUUCGAAGUAUUCUAUGCCAGUGGCAUUUCUCUUUUAUACAGAAGCAUAAUAAAGAGCCUUAAUUAUUAAGUGAGAAAAGAUAUCAGCAAUAUGAAAGUGUGUAUGUGUUGCAUCAGUACCCUAUGAUUGUUAUUUAUUGUAGUAAACAUGCUUGUAAGAUGGUUAUUGCAUAGAGAUUAUUGAAUUGUUACUUAUGGGAAGAACAGAAAGUCAUUGUUUUGUAUAUUAUUGAAUUUAGAGUAAUAUUGUUCUUAAAAAUAUGCCUUUGUACAUAAUACCGGAAAUAUUUUAGAAGAGGUAGGUUGUACUGCAUCAAUGGUCAGUGAAGUAUUUUUGUUAGAAGGUUCAUAUCAUGGAUUUUACACUAUACUAAUUCUUGCACAUCAGUAGUUUUUCCUCAGUUAAUUGAAAUGUACUUUAAAAAUUUCAAAUCUGUUUCUUAAUGAGGUCAUUACAAUUUCAGAAGAAUCUGUAGAGGUGAAAGAUUGGCCUCAAUGAUGUGAUAGUGAUGCUACUGAAAUUCUAUAUAAAACUUAGAGAAAUGUUUUUCUGGGUUUGAAUGAAAUGAGUCUUUAUAGCUAAAGAUUUAGAUUCAAUUUAGGUAGAAUGUUAUACUCGUCAGAAAAUUAUAAAUGUGUUUUACUUUCUCUUCUACAUACGAUCGGAUUCAAUGAAAGUAUGUAGUUUAUGUGCUUUUAAACAAGAUAGUUUAUUUUAUUUAAUUUAUUUCAAGGAUUUAAUUAAUUAAACUAAUUUUUGGGAUGCUGAUCAGUUAGUAGUGUUGUCAGUCAUUACACUGGAGUGAUAGUGAUCAAUUCAACUUUAUUUUAACAAGAAAUAAACAAAAUAUACAUUUCUAAUUCAUGUAUUUCUUAGAUGUGUGUUGUAAGCCUAAUAUCUUUUCAAUUAUUAGAACAUUUGUAGGCCUUGAGAAUAAUAUUACAAAAAUAUUCUGAUUCACUUUGUCUUAGAUAUCCAUGUCAUCUUGGGAGAUUCAUUGAAACAUUAAAUUGUAAUUAUAUUUUAUAAAACAAUUAGCGCUAGUUUGAAUCAUUAUAAGGCAGAUUUGUCUUUGAAAAUAAUCAUUUCAUCUGUAGCUUACAGUAAAAAUAAUUUUACAUAAAAUAAAUAUCCUAAUUAGUACUUGCAAUAUAGGAUAGCUCCUUUAUGUGAACUCGUUUUUGAAUCGAUUAUUUCUUAAUUGGCUAUUUUUAUUGAAUGUAUGUAUUCUACAACUUUUAAUAGUAUAAACAAAGAUCCUACGUGAGAGAUUAAUACUGUCACAUGUCACUGGGUUAUGGAACACCAAGACUUAAUGACAUUUUUUCCUCCUUAAAUUAGUUGGUUUUUGUGUAUUUUCAAUUACGUGUAAUAGAUUGUAGUUAUAUUUGUCUACAAAUGCUUUAUGAUUUUGAGUGAAAAUUGUACCUUACUUAAAGAACAUAAAUGCAUUUGUUCUUACUCCUAAAAUUUCUGGUAUGUGUUGAGCCUUCUUCCUUAUAUAAAAUUAAUAGAGUUCUUAAUGAAUAAUCUGCAAACUUGUUUACUUUUUGUUAUAAAAAUGAUGUGUUAUAUUGUAGAUGUAUACCACAAAUUUUUCAAUAAUGCUUGAAAAAAUAAAAUGUCGGAGCCUACUGGCAGAAUUGUGCUCUAAGGCUCGAUCUGGUAGCCUCCCAUAGUUUAGACUUACUGGCAAAGGAAAAGUACAGCAGUCCAUUACAGUGUGCAAAACAGAAGUGUUAACAAAUGGUUAACAUGUGUGUAGAAAAAUGCCUGUAACUGGUGACCAGAAAAAUGUGCAAAUUACCUAUGGUGUGUGCUUUUGUUCUAAGGUAUAACAUGUAUACUAGGUUACAGAGCUUCAAGAAAUUUACUGAAGUGAUCUUUAAUAAGGAAUUAAAUUGUAAUGUUUAAUGGAUAAGAUUGCAAUUUCACAAAACACACUGUAUUAAUUGGCUCUUGUUCUUAUCUGACUAGAUGUUUACAAUGUGAAAUCUAGCUCAAGCAGUAAAUAAUGGAAGUUGCAUUAAACAGCAUACAUAAACAUUUACUUAAAAUCAAUUCUAGUAAUGAAAAUGGAUUUUCCUCUUGCAAGGAUGUAUAUGUACAAUUGAUCUCUAUCUAUUAAUGACAGUAUUGUGGUCUUUAAAUGUGUCUGAUAGCAGUACAUUUUGAACUAUGAAUGUUUUGCUGCCACUAAAUGGUUCUUCUAGUCAUUCCAAGAAUAAUCAACUUGUGUACCGUAUAUGAAAAGAUUGCAAGUGUGGGAGUUAUGAAAUGACAUUCCUUGAUUUUUGUUUUUGAAUGGUUUUGUGGAUUCAGCAUUACGUAUGCAUUAUAUAAGUUAUCAGUCCUGAAGUGGAUUAUCAAAAGUCUUCAAUUAAAUUCCCAACUACUUAACAAUAUGUGAAAUUUAUUGAAAAUGCUACAUUAAAUGCAUAGGAUUAAAGCUAUGAACUUUUGAUUGUUCACUAGAACUGAUAAAUUAUUUUGUAGAAUUUUCUUGUUAUAUUUUCACUUCUUGAUUUUACUGGAAAAUUUGUCUUGUGAAUUUUGAUUGUGCAGUUUUUGAAAAUAUAAAUUGUGUUGAGAACAAAACUUUGUGUCUUAUUAUGAAUUUUAACCUCUGUGAAGAUUGUCCAAGGAAAUGGGAAUUUAUUUAAAAAUUUGAAGAAAUGAUGCACAAAAACCACAUGAUUGUAAAUAAUAAAUGAAGCUCAUCUGUUAUUCUUUAAAAUAGUUUUUUAUUUCAAGGUUGUUUCCAUGUGACCUCUUGACUAGUCAUGCCCUAAAGAGCAAGGCCAUACAUGAUAAGAAAUCUCUGGAAGUAAGUAUUCCAUUAAGGUACCAGACUACACAAGUGAACAGUGGUUAAAUUUUAUAGUCUCAUUUAAUUCUUACAAUAAUCCAAUUUAAAUAUUUGUGAUUAAUUCAGUUGCAGAAUUAUGACUUCACAACGAAGUGUAGUUGUACUAGCUUAUAGUGGAGGACUUGACACAUCAUGUAUUUUACAAUGGUUAAUAGAGGAGGGAUACGAUGUUAUUGCGUAUAUGGCAAACAUUGGUCAAGAAGAAGAUUUUGAGGCAGCAGAAAAAAAGGCUCAGAAAAUUGGAGCAAAGAAGGUGGUUAUUGCAGAUCUACGCAGAGAGUUUGUAACGGAUUUUAUUUGGCCAGCUGUUGGAUCAGGUCUUAUAUACGAGAGCCGAUAUUUAUUGGGUACUUCUCUUGCAAGGCCUUGCAUUGCUGAAGGUCUUGUUGCCAUAGCACGGUCUGAAAAUGCUCAGUUUAUAUCUCAUGGAGCAACUGGAAAAGGAAAUGAUCAAGUGCGGCUAGAACUUGCUUGUUAUGCCUUGUUCCCGGGGAUUAAGAUGUUAGCACCAUGGAGACUUCCAAAAUUUACAAAGCGAUUCCAAGGUAGACAAGACUUAUUGAAAUAUGCUGUUGAACAUGGCAUACCUGUUCCAGUAACACCAAAGGCACCAUGGAGCAUGGAUGCAAAUAUAAUGCACAUAAGUUACGAAUCUGGCAUUCUGGAAGACCCAGCUGAAAUUGCACCAAGCAACUUGUAUCAAAUGACUUUGGAUCCUGCUCAAGCUCCAGAACAACCUUGCUAUCUCCAGAUAUUCUUCAAAAACGGUGUACCUACACAAGUGGUACAAAUUGACACUGGUAAUACAGUUGAAGAUCCAUUAGAAUUAUAUCAACUACUGAAUAACCUAGCUGGCAAACAUGGUGUGGGUCGCAUUGACAUUGUUGAGAACCGUUUCAUAGGAUUGAAGUCCCGAGGUGUGUAUGAGACACCUGCAGGCACAGUUUUACAUUCGGCUCACCUGGAUCUUGAGGCAUUUUGCCUGGAUCGUGAAGUUCUUCGAAUUAAAUCAUAUCUACGUGACCGUUUGGCUGAUUAUGUUUAUAAUGGAUUUUGGUUUAGCCCUGAAUGUAAUUAUGUUCGCAAAUGUCUACAAAAUGCCCAAGAUAAUGUGACUGGCUGGGUGAAAGUGAAACUUUUCAAAGGAUCAGUGUUUUCUAUUGCACGCAGUUCUCCUCAAUCAGUAUACAACCAAGAUCUAGUGUCCAUGGAUAAGCAUGGAGACUUUCAACCAGAAGAUGCUACUGGUUUCAUUCGCACCCAUGCUAUACGCCUACAAGAAUUUUAUCGAAAAAAUACAAAUGAUGAUUGAUUCUGAUAAUUAUACACAUGUGUAAUAUGAACACAACAUACACACAAUGUGUUGCUAGAUCCUCAAGGAUGUGAGAAUCAGAAAUAAAAGAAAACAAUAAAAGCCAGAAAUAACUCUUUAUUUUUUACAUGAUAAUAUAUAUUUACAUGUACAGGCAUUUACUGCACACAUAGAAAAUUAAAAAAGUAUUAACAAAAUUAUAUUUCAUAAAAUACUUAUAUGUUACACAUAUUUCACCAAUUCUCUCACCUCAACACAAAAUGAUAAAUGAAACUAAGUAAAUUCAACAUGUACAAAACAAUCGUAGCACUUUAAUUGAAGUUUUUACUUUCAUAAGAAUCUAAGUGCCAAGUACAUAAUCCAUAUUCAAGUUUUAUGGAAACAUGGAAACAAACAUUUGAAAGUCAAAUUUCAGAUAUUUAUUUAGAAUAUUUAUAGCACUAUAUAAACAGAAGAUACCUUUGAAAAUUAUUGGGGACACAGAUCCAUUCAAAUUUAUUAACCAAGUAAUCGAGAUUUUUAGCCCUUACACCCUUAUUAAAAUCAAUUGAUUUAGUUUCAUAGAUAUGGUCUCAAAAUAGAAAGAUGUUUAAAAAAUGUUACAUUUUUUAUUGCACUAUAUUUGCCUGAAAUUUAAUAUUCGAGCAUGCACAAUUCAGUAUUUGAAAAUAAUUUGUGAAACAAAUUAUCUCUCAACAUUUCUUAAAAUUGUAUUAAAUUAAAAUACUGGAUUCCCAUUCUCUUCCAUUUUUUUUACUUAAUUGAACUAAUAUUGUAUUAAGUAAUACUAUCCAAUCAAAAAAUCAAGAGGGAAUACAUUACACCCUUACCCUUCACAAACCCACUAUUUAAUACAUUUGAAAUGCUCCUACUUUACAAAGGUCUUUCUUUCAAAACUAUUACCUACUCAUAUAGGUAAUGUUUGAAAUGCAUGCACAGAAUCAAUAAAUACUUUCACCUUUUCUGGUUCCAUGUCAGGAUAGAUCCCAUGACCAAGGUUGGCUAUAUAGCGAUCAGUUCCAAAUUUAUUUAACAUUUCACGGGUUAACGACUGAAGAGCAUUAUCAGGAGCAUAUAAAGCACAAGGAUCUAGAUUACCUUGGAGUGUUAUACUAGGCCCAACAAUAUUUCUAGCUUCCUCUGGAUUAACAGUCCAAUCUAUUCCCAUUACAUCAUAACCACAUUUAGAUAUUUCAAGUAAUGCAUAGUGAGCACCUUUCGCAAAAAUUGUCAUUGGCACAUCCAAACUUUUUGCCUUCAACUUACUUUUUACUUUAGAACAAAUAUCUUGGAGGACAGGCAAACAAAAUUCAAGAAAAAGUUCCCGCCCCAAAUAUUCUGCAUUUGAUUCAAAUACUUGCAAUAACUGAGCACCAGCCUCAGCUUGCAUAACUAGAUAAUCAACUAUAACAUUUGCUAGCAUGUCUAAAAGGUGUUUAGUUUUUGCUGGAUAUUGAUAUAACCACGCUUUUGCUUUUGAUAAAGUUUUCGAUCCACCUCCUUCAAUCAUAUAAGCCAUUAAGGUCCAUGGGGCUCCUGAAAAACCAAUCAAAGGUACUUUACCUUCUAGUUUAUGCCGAGUCAGUGUAAUAGCCUCUGCAACAUACUUGAGUUUCUCAUUCACGUUAACUGGAUAUUCCAAAUCUGAGAUGUCAUCAGGGGAAUGCAAAGGUUUCGGUAAUACUGGUCCCACACCAGCUCUCAUUUCUACAACCAUGCCAAGUGCUUGAGGUACAACAAGAAUGUCAGAAAAAAUUAUGGCAGCAUCCAAUUCGAAUCGGCGAAUAGGUUGAAGAGUAACUUCUGCUGCCAACUCCGGUGUCUGGCAUAUAGUAAAAAAAUCAUGUUUGGAUCUGACCUGGCGAAACUCUGGCAAAUAUCUUCCAGCCUGUCGCAUUAUCCAAACAGGCACUUUGUCAACUUCUUGACCUCGCGCAGCUCGAAGAAAGCGAUCGUUUUUCAGCGGUGGAAAAUCCAUUUUAUUAGGCUUGAAUUGCAAUUUUAUUUUUUUCACAAUCGCUGAUCUAUGCCUACUCGCUCCUCAAGUUGACAGUGCCAAGUCAUAAACAAUUGCAAAUGACUUGCACCACACGCAUACUUUCCUAAAAUUAUUUGAUGAAAAAUCCUCCAAGUUUCUGUACUAAAUGACGGGCAAAGCUCAAAAGUUUGCUCUUCUCACUUCCACAUUUUCAGCAUUUUUCAUCGCAAAAAAAUGCCGAAAAACACACCCUACUUGCUUACUGUACUGUCUAAAACAUAAACUAUACAAGGCGCUCCACGUGCGUCAUUUAUUUUAGGCGCGCAAUCAGCUGACAAAGCAUGACUUGGGCCAUCAUGGCGGAAGAGGAAGACGAGAUUGAUAUUUUGGGUGAUUCAGAUUAUAAUCUAGAUAAUCUUCUGACAAAGGACGACGGUCGCUUGGGGUCGUGUUAUGUAAGUGGUGUGCUUGGGCGUCAAGGAGCGGAGCUUUUGAAUUGCGACUACAAUAUCGGCUCCCACUGGUUAUUAGAUGCACCAAAUCAAUCGUGUUGGUAUGCUACAGCAGAUGAAGCAAAGUCUUAUGAUCGCAAUCAGUUUAGUUUUCCGAGCUCGCUUGCCAGUGGCGUCUCGGAUUCUCUUCCUUCAACAUCUCAAUGGGAUGACAAUGACAGUUGGACAGACAAAGAAAAAUCAUUGCUGGAGCAGGGUUUGGAAAUUUUUGGACAUAGUUGGACACAACUGGCUCAGUUUAUUGGAACAAAAACUACCCAUCAGGUGAAGAACUAUGUAACUUCGCAAAACAUACAUUUUGGUCAGACUGCUGAAAACUUUAAUUUCGAUUCUUCAAAUCAUGGUAAUUCAGAAGUGUUCAAUUUCUCAGAAUUAAUAGAUGAUAUGCAAAUACCUGCAUCAAUGGAAGAGGUAAUUGCUGUGGUGAGUACAGCACAGCCAACUAUUCCUUCAUUAGCGAAAAGGAACCAUUCAUCUUCAUCUACUGUUUCUCGAGAAACAAAUUGUACAAGUGUCAGAAGAAAAGAUGCACAUGAAAAAAUGAAAAACAAACGAGGAAGACCACCACUACCAAAACACUGUAGUGAGAAGAGAGAUGUUAAAACAAUUUAUGGGGCUCCAAAGAAGAAUAAACUUGAGCCAGUUUCUAACUCUGUUGUUAGGCUGUCCACAGUUGAACAAGUUGUACGAAUAAAGAAAGAAAGCAGUCUUGAUUCUGAUGAUGAUGCUGAAAUAGAAGUGGAAGAUAAAGAUUUCUCUGCUAGUGAAAUAAUUACUACAAGUAAUAAAGAGGAAUCUGUAAUUAAAUAUCAAGAGGAGGUGAAAAUAUGUCCUAGAACAGAAAAAAUUGUGGAAGUAAAAUUGGAGAAUGCAGUUAGGGAACAAGCACAUGAGUGUGAACAAUUUGAUGUUAAUGUCAGUGGAAGAGAAACAAAAGAAUGUGAUGGUACUAAUCUAGAGGAGGCAGCCAGGUCUGGUCACUCUCAUCAUGAAGUUCUUGAAUUGAUAUUCAGUAUGCCACCACCAAGAGAAGAAGUUUUUCUCGACACUGAGGUGAUAAGUGAUGAUGAACGAAUGAUACAUAUGGAGUUUUUUGAAGGGCGAUCUGCCAAAACACCUAAACGUUACUUGAAAAUUCGUAAUCAUAUAUUGGAAUGCUGGCGGCAAAGUCGUCCAGCAUACAUAACUAAAACGUCUGUGCGAACUGGUUUGAAACAUUGUGGUGAUGUCAAUUGUAUUGGGCGUAUACAUGCAUAUCUGGAACAAAUAGGAGCUAUUAAUUUUGGCUGUGAACAAGCACGGUACUUAAAUGCUGCUGCUCAGAGUAUACCAAUUGUUCCUACACACAAGAAAAUUAGUAAAGAUGAACUAGCUGCUAUGCAGCAGGCUCGGAUUGGUGCAAUGAGACCUCGUAAGAAGAAAAAGAAUCCUGCAUUUACUCUUGAUGGAGAUGGAGGCUACACCAUUACACACAGUGAAAGUGGGGAAGCUAUUCACACAACUGUUGUUCAAGAUACUGUGUCAAAAGGAAAUAAAGGACAGUCUACUAAAACGAAAACUAUCAAACUUAUCUAUUGCCAAAAAUAUUCAGACUCCAAGCCUGCUCCAUUUAUUGUUCACAUGAAUGUGGAGGCUCUUUUGGUGGUCGACAUGCAUGCUCACUCUUCUCAUACUGAGGUGGCGGGAUUACUUGGAGGCACAUUUGAUGUAGCUAAUAGUGUGCUAUACAUCAAGAGGGCUUUGCCAUGUCGCAGCAACAGUAGUGGUGUUCACUGUGAUAUGUGCCCAGUUUCCCAGACGGAAGCAAGUGAAAAGUUGCAAGGAGCUAAUUUAGAAGUGGUAGGGUGGUAUCAUUCACACCCCACAUUUCUCCCUAACCCCUCUCUUCAGGAUUUGAGUACACAAAGCAACAUCCAACAGUGGUUUUCUCAGACAGCGGCUUCACCUAUUGUUAGUUUUAUAUUGGCACCAUAUUGCCCUAUUAAUCCAACUCUAGCAUCUCAGUUCAGAUGUCUCACAGUUCAUUCUGAUGAGAUAGAGACGACACCAUAUGGAACUCCUUACAUGUUUUCAGUAACAGUGACAUCACAUGGACUGAAUGUGGCAAAUAUGUUAAAAGAUAUGGCAGCCAUAUUUUCUCUUGUAGAGGAAAAUCAGCAAGUUGCUGUCGAUUUUAAUUCUGAAUUUCAAAUGAGUCCUUCUAUUUCAUUCAAACAAAAGUGUGUUGAAAGUGCCAAACUACACUUGGCAUCAUGCAAACCCAGUAUCCCUCAUGCUCUUCAAAACAGUGUUGUGCAAGGCAUUAUGCAAGCUUGUGGUACUCUUGCUUUAGCAAGAGGAGAUUGUCACAGCAGGAGCACUAGUUAACAGUUCAAAUAGUUGAAAGAUACAAAUUAAUGGACCAUGAAUGAAUUCGUAUGGUGACUUGGUUGGGUGGUGACACACACAUCUUGGUGGUGACUUGUGAUACUAUAGAAGAAGUUUUUUUGGGGGGAAACACACUAUGUCAGAAAGAUAACAUUGUUAAAUCAUUUGAGUAGCUCAGAUAAGGGUUUACCCACAAUUUAUUAUAGCUUGAAAACAAUUUUGAAAGGUAAUGUGCAUGAAUUGCAGUAUUAUUUUUAAUCUUAGUGUACAAAUAAUUUAUCAUUUUUAAUGAGAAGUUGUUGCUGAAAUGGAACAGACUGGUAUUCAAACAAUCAGUCAAAUUAUUUUUUGCAACACAGAGUGUGGAUAAAUUUGCAAGAAUGUAUCACAAUUUGAUUUCUGUUAUAUUUUUGUACAUAAUGAAUUAGUGUUGUCACUGUGUUAUUUGUAUAGUUAUAUAUUAUGAAUUAUGGCUAUAAAUAUAAUGUUCAUAUCUUGUUCAUUAUAUACAUAUUAAAUCUAAUCUUUGUUAUUAAUUUUUUUCUUAAAGAGUAUUCUGUAAAGUUUAGUAAACAUUUAACACUAACACAUUAAAUAUUAAAUGUAAACGUGAUGAAUAUCACAAUGUUUUAAAUGUGUACGUUGAAUGAGACUCCAUUAACAUUGCGCCCACACUUGUUUAUUAGACAGCAAGUUUUUUUGUUGGCAAGGAAGACAGAUACAGAUGAACUUGGUAUUUGAAUUGUGUGAACUGCGUAGUUUUUAAAUAUUUUAUGAAGUUUCUGGCUAGAUUACAAUUCAUAGAUGAUAUUUGUAUUGCAACAAAUACUGAUGAGGAGCUUAAUGUUACCCACUCCCUCCUCGCUAGAGCUCAGGAAGUUGUAAUUUGAAGCACUACUCUACCCAUUUAAAAUGGCAUUGUAGCCCAAAGUUUUGCCGAGUGACUUAACAUGAUUUCCACUCCUGCUUGAAAAUAUUCAAGAUACUAAAAAUGUUAAUUUCAACAUUCAGGUUCGGGUAAAAGCACCAAUAACAGCCAAAUUAAAAACGUUUUUGUUUGUGUAGUACUAAAUUCAUUAAGUGAAACUCAAAGGGACAUUAGCAUACCUCUUUCUGACUAGAUCCCUUACUUAAUAAUGGUUAAUUUUGUAAUUUGUCCUAUUUUUUAGUAAUUUAUUUCCCAACCCCAAUUUUGUUCUAGUAAUGGUCACUUGAAAAUUGGAAAAUUCUUGUAGUGGUCAGAUACUCAACUCAGUUUGCUAAUCGAUAUUCUAGCCUGAGCUGGUUUUCAAACAAAAAAGAGUACAGAAAAAGUCCAGAAAGUACCAAUUCAUAGUACAUUAUUCCAAUAAGAUAUUUUCCGCACUUAUUCUUAAAAUAUAUUCGUUAUUUAUUAUUUGUCCUUGUUUUUUCAUUUUUCUUUAUUUAAUUCUCACCACUAGAAGGUUUAAGCUCCAUGUUCUGCAAGUUUGAAGCAAGUGAGAAGCCUUCAAUACUUGGUUUUCAAAUUUUAUACUGAAGUGGCCACUUCUAGUGUUGUUACCGUAGCAUGUUUAGUAGUGGAGAUAUAAUGAAUCUACCUUAAUAUUUGGUAAAACCACUUAAAUUUGGUAGUACAGAUCCACCACAUAAGUUAUACAUUUUCUACAAUAUUUUGAACCUUGCAUUAUUAGGAAUAAAUAUAAACUUGAUGCAUUUUAUGAGGUUUAUUUAUGAAUUUUGUUCCCUUAUAGCUUGUAAUGCUUGUGAAAUAUCAGCAAUUAUGUCAUCUUUUGCUUCAAGACCAACUGACAUGCGAAUCAAGUUGUCUGUGAUUCCAAGGCGAGUUCGUUCCUCAGGUGUUAGGGCAGUAUGUGUCAUGAGAGCCGGUAUCAUUGCUUGGCUUGUAUAGUUUCCCAAGCUUCCUCCAUGUCGUAUUAUCUUCAAGGAAGCAAGAAAUAUUUUAGUUUCAUGAAGUCCACCCUUGAUAUAAAAAGAUAUCAUACCACUGUAUCCAUAGCAUUGCUUUUUUAGUAAUGUAUGCUGAGGAUGGGAAGGUAAACCUGGAUGAAGAACUUUAUCAACUUGAGGGUGUGAUUCCAAAUAUAAUCCUACUGCCAUGCUACUCUUCAUGUGCUGUUCCAUUCGAAGGGCCAAUGUUUUCAGGCUGCGGUUGACAAGGUAACAGUCAAAUGGGGAUGGUACUAUGCCCAUUACUAUUUUGUAAAAACUUGAGCUUCUCAUAAAGAUGUAAAUCAUUAACUGCAACAGAUCCCAUAACUACAUCUCCAUGACCAUUCAUGUAUUUAGUUAAGGAGUACAUGACUAUAUCAGCUCCUAGAGAAAGAGGUUUCUGAAAGUAAGGUGUCAAGAAUGUAUUGUCAACUGCAACGAUUACGUUUUCAUGCUGAUGUGCUAUUUCUGAAACUUUUGCAAUGUCCGUAAUCUUUAGUAGAGGAUUUGUUGGAGACUCCAACCAGAUAAGCUUAGUUUCUUUCGUAAUUGCUUGCUCUACGUUCGAAAGAUCACUGAAAUCCACAAAGUUAGUUUGUAUGUUGAGUCUUCCUGCUACCUUACUUAGUAAUCUGUGGGAACCACCAUAUAGGUCAUCUCCUGCUACUAUAUGAUCCCCGGGAGACAGAAGAUUCAGAACUGCAGUUGUAGCUCCUAGUCCCGAAGAAAAGCAUAGCGCGUAUUUGGCAUUGUCUAAUGAUGAAAGACAUUGUUCUAGCAUCUGCCUUGAAGGAUUUCCAAAUCUUCCGUAUAAAAACCCCUUGUUUUGAGAUGGCCCUUGCUGUUGAAAUGAUGUAGACAGUGAUAUGGGCGGCACAAUUGCAUUAUAUGCAUCAUCAUCUGGAGUAUAUCCUUCAUUGAUGGCUCUGGUAACAAAUCCAAAAUCAUCUCUUUCAAGGUAAUCUUCAUACAUUUUCUUUCCGGAUUUACAGCAAAUUUCCCUAAUUUUGAUUGCUUUCACUUGUUAUUUUCUUUCCUCACUCGAGAUCACUGUCGUACGAUGUCUCAGCAGGACUGCAG
Gryllus bimaculatus (two-spotted cricket) is the source of this 15510-nucleotide messenger RNA. Lineage: Eukaryota; Metazoa; Arthropoda; Insecta; Orthoptera; Gryllidae. The record is from the annotation of a GenBank genome assembly.